This is a messenger RNA of Malus domestica (apple), 2916 nucleotides long. RefSeq names its product pentatricopeptide repeat-containing protein At3g57430, chloroplastic. Gene Ontology annotation, cellular component: intracellular membrane-bounded organelle. Gene Ontology annotation, molecular function: RNA binding; protein binding; zinc ion binding. Gene Ontology annotation, biological process: RNA modification. Lineage: Eukaryota; Viridiplantae; Streptophyta; Magnoliopsida; Rosales; Rosaceae. The record is from RefSeq and is a predicted model, not a curated record.
GUUUUAGAACCAAUCCAGUAACUGCUCCAACUGUAAUAACUACCAAAUGUCCUCCUCCUACACUCAACUGCUCACACCUCUCUCUGGCCCCUUACCUUCCCAACCACUUUCUGCCCUCCAAAUCCACCAACCCACAACUCUCAAAACACACACUCUAAAGCCCUCUCCUUUACUCAACCCACCCACCACCACCACGGGCGGCGGUUCUGCACCGAAACUCGCAUCCCACUCCUCUCGCACUCCGGCCACAUGGGUCGAGACCCUCCGCUCCCAAACCCGGUCCAAUCAUUUCCGAGAAGCCAUUUCUACGUACAUCGAAAUGACUCUUUCAGGUGUGGCACCCGACAACUUUGCUUUCCCUGCAGUUCUGAAGGCCGUCACGGGGAUUCAGGACUUGAAUUUGGGGAAACAGAUUCAUGCCCAUGUUGUGAAAUUCGGGUAUGGGUUAUCCUCGGUGACCGUGGCUAAUACCCUUGUAAAUGUGUAUGGGAAAUGUGGAGAUAUUGGAGAUGCAUGCAAAGUGUUCGAUGGAAUAACUGACAGAGACCAAGUUUCUUGGAAUUCCAUGAUUGCUGCGUUGUGUCGGAUCGAGGAAUGGGAACUCGCUCUCGAUGCGUUUAGGUCGAUGUUAUUGGAGAAUAUGGAGCCUAGCUCCUUUACUUUGGUGAGUGUGGCACAUGCUUGUUCGAAUUUGCAUAAGCGUGAUGGGUUGCGGCUUGGGAAGCAAGUUCAUGCGUAUGGUCUGAGAGUGAGUGAUUGGAAAACAUUUACAAUCAAUGCUUUAUUGGCAAUGUAUGCUAAAUUAGGAUUAGUUGAGUACUCGAGAGCUUUGUUUGAGAUGUUUGAGGACUGUGACAUGGUUUCGUGGAACACAAUGAUAAGUUCGUUCUCUCAGAACGACCAGUUUAUGGAAGCAUUAGAGUUCUUCCGCCUUAUGGUUCUUGCAGGACUCAAACCAGAUGGGGUUACAGUUGCAAGUGUUCUUCCGGCAUGUUCUCAUCUGGAGAUGUUAGAUACAGGGAAGGAAAUUCAUGCUUAUGCCUUAAGAACCACUGAAUUAAGUGAAAAUUCUUAUGUUGGUAGUGCUUUAGUUGACAUGUAUUGCAACUGCCGACAAGUUGGAAGUGGUCGUCAAGUUUUCGACGCUGUCUUGGAGCGGAAAAUUCCACUUUGGAAUGCAAUGAUUACUGGCUAUGCACAAAAUGAGUACGAUGAAGAGGCAUUGAAACUGUUCCUUGAAAUGUAUGCUGCCUCCGCGCUUUUCCCAAAUUCCACCACAAUGUCGAGUAUUGUGCCAGCCUGUGUGCGGUCUGAAUCAUUCGCUGAUAAAGAGAGUAUCCACGGUUAUGUAAUAAAGAGGGGUCUGGAGAAGAACAGGUACGUGCAAAAUGCACUUGUGGACAUGUACUCCAGGUUAGGAAAGACAGUAAUUUCAGAAAUCAUAUUUAACAGCAUGGAGGCAAAAGACAUAGUGUCGUGGAAUACCAUGAUCACUGGUUAUGUUAUUUCUGGACGCCAUGGUGAUGCGCUUAAUCUGCUAUGUGAUAUGCAAAGAGUAGAAGAAAAGAAGAACACAGAUUAUACUGGUUAUGACAAUGAAAAAAGUAUUCCUCUUAAACCAAAUUCAAUAACAUUCAUGACAAUUCUUCCUGGUUGUGCUGCACUGGGAGCACUCGCUAAGGGGAAAGAGAUCCAUGCUUAUGCUAUUAGAAACUUAUUGGCAUUUGAUGUUGCAGUAGGAAGUGCGCUGGUUGACAUGUAUGCGAAAUGUGGCUGCAUAGGUUUAGCUAGAACUGUGUUUAAUCAGAUACCAAUAAAGAAUGUGAUCACCUGGAAUGUACUUAUCAUGGCUUAUGGAAUGCAAGGGAGAGGGGAGGAAGCAUUAGAACUACUUAGGGAUAUGGUGGAUGAAGGAAGACGAAACAAAGAGGUAAGGCCUAAUGAAGUUACGUUCAUUGCACUUUUUGCUGCGUGUAGUCAUUCUGGGAUGGUUGAUGAAGGCCUGAAUUUGUUCCGAAAAAUGAAAGAGGACUAUGGAAUUGAACCUGCACCAGAUCAUUAUGCUUGUGUUGUAGACUUGCUUGGUCGGGCUGGUAAUGUGGAGGAAGCAUAUCAAUUCAUCAACUCUAUGCCUUCUCAACUCGAUAAAGCAGGUGCUUGGAGUAGCUUGCUUGGUGCCUGUCGAAUUCACCAGAAUGUAGAGAUUGGAGAAGUUGCAGCUAAUCAUCUCCUGCAGUUGGAGCCUGAUGUGGCUAGUCACUACGUUCUACUUUCUAAUAUCUACUCAUCUUCCGGAUUCUGGGAAAAGGCAAUGGAUGUUCGGAGAAAGAUGAGGGAAUUGGGAGUGAGAAAAGAACCUGGUUAUAGUUGGAUUGAGUUUGGCGAUGAGGUUCAUAAGUUUUUGGCUGGAGAUUUGUCACACCAACAAAGCAGGCAGCUCCAUGAAUUUCUCGAAACCCUGUCAGAAAAGAUGAAAAGGGAGGGUUAUGUGCCUGAUACUUCUUGUGUACUUCACAAUGUUGACGAGGAGGAGAAAGAAACUCUACUCUGUGGGCAUAGCGAGAAACUGGCAAUAGCGUUUGGCAUUCUCAAUACCCGUCCCGGGACUACCAUUAGAGUUUCCAAGAACCUUCGAGUUUGUAAUGACUGCCACACUGCGUCAAAGUAUAUCUCAAAGAUUACGGACAGGGAGAUCAUUCUAAGAGACGUAAGAAGGUUCCAUCACUUUAAAAAUGGAACUUGUUCAUGCGGAGAUUAUUGGUGAGAAAAAUGAACAUUAUUUUGUAAAUUUGGUAGCAUUCCAUUGAUUGUGUAAGUUCCCAGAAGCUCUUGUAUACACGUCAAGCUUGAUGCUCGAGAAUCCUUUUCGAAGGUUUCGUGGUAACUUGAUUUUCAACGAGAGUUUUGUUUGUGUCA